Molecule: messenger RNA, 396 nt
Organism: Impatiens glandulifera
Lineage: Eukaryota; Viridiplantae; Streptophyta; Magnoliopsida; Ericales; Balsaminaceae
Exons: 1
Coding region: 1-396 (131 amino acids)
Source: RefSeq, a predicted model, not a curated record
AUGAGCAGGAGAAAAGUGAGUUUCAACGGCAGCGACGUCGAUUCCGUCGGAAAAUCUACGGCGGCGACAGCGGCGGCGUCACAUAACGACGUUAUUGGCGGCGGUCGAUUUCGCCGGGAAAAGAAAAGGUUAAAAGUAACGGUGAGCGGGAUAAGAGGAAUUUCAGGUGGUACGUUGGGAUUACUGCGGCGAAUUAGGGCUGUGGUGGCGAAGGCUCUGCGAUUAUCUUCUAUGUCUAAGAAAUCGUCCAGGAAGGUCAGGUCGUCGUCGGCGACGGCGACGGCGAAGGCAAGAUUCUCCGGUCCGGUUGGUGUGGAUUCUCAUAGGGAGGAAGCCAUUGAUGACUGUAUUGAGUUCUUGAAUUCUUCUACUGCUUCGGCUGCUGGUGGUAAAUGA